Molecule: messenger RNA, 318 nt
Organism: Pteronotus mesoamericanus
Lineage: Eukaryota; Metazoa; Chordata; Mammalia; Chiroptera; Mormoopidae
Product: cytochrome c-like
Exons: 1
Coding region: 1-318 (105 amino acids)
Biological process (GO): mitochondrial electron transport, cytochrome c to oxygen; mitochondrial electron transport, ubiquinol to cytochrome c
Cellular component (GO): mitochondrial intermembrane space
Molecular function (GO): electron transfer activity; heme binding
Source: RefSeq, a predicted model, not a curated record
AUGGGUGAUGUUGAGGAGAGCAAGAAGAUUUUUGUUCAGAAGUGUGCCCAGUGCCAUACUGUGGACCAGGGAAGCAGGCGCAGGACUGGGCCAAAUCUCCACGGUCCUUUUGGGCAAAAGACAGGUCAUGCCCCAGGAUUUUCUUACACUGAUGCCAACAAGAACAAAGGCACUCCCUGGAGAGGGGCUAUGCUGAUGGAGUAUUUGAAGAAGCCCAAGAAGUGCAUCCCUGGAACAAAGCUGAUCUUCGCUGGCAUUAAGAAGAGUUCAGAAAGGGCAGCUUUGGUAGCUUAUCUCAGAAAAGCUGCUAAUGAGUAA